Prunus armeniaca (apricot) is the source of this 2046-nucleotide messenger RNA. NCBI's taxonomy places the organism in Eukaryota, Viridiplantae, Streptophyta, Magnoliopsida, Rosales, Rosaceae. The record is from the annotation of a GenBank genome assembly.
AUGGCGAAUCGAGAAGGUGGUGAUCUGUAUCCGGAGCUAUGGAAGGCCUGUGCGGGCCCACUCGUUGAAGUCCCUCGCAGCAACGAGAGAGUCUUCUACUUUCCACAGGGGCACAUGGAACAGUUGGAGGCAUCAUCACCAACAAAUAAGGAACUGAAUCAGGAGAUUCCGCAGUUUAAUCUUCCCUCAAAGAUUCUCUGUCGCGUCCUUAACAUUAACCUCAUGGCUGAACAAGAAACAGACGAGGUUUACGCACAGAUUACUUUACUACCCGACACAAAUCAAGACGAGCCUACUAGUCCUGAUCCGAGUCUUCCUGAACCUCAAAGAUCUACAGUUCACUCAUUCUGCAAGAUCUUAACUGCUUCAGAUACAAGUACCCAUGGUGGCUUUUCUGUUCUACGGAAACAUGCCACUGAAUGUCUUCCUCCACUGGACAUGACCCAGGCAACCCCAACUCAGGAAUUGGUUGCCAGGGAUCUUCAUGGUUAUGAAUGGCGGUUUAAGCAUAUUUUCAGAGGUCAGCCGCGUAGGCACUUGCUUACGACAGGAUGGAGCACUUUUGUUACUUCUAAGAGGUUAAGUGCCGGGGAUUCCUUUGUUUUUCUCAGAGGGGGCAAUGGGGAGUUGCGUGUUGGAGUUCGGCGUCUUGCUCGUCAGCAGAGCAGCAUGCCGUCAUCUGUGAUCUCAAGUCAAAGCAUGCAUGUAGGGGUGCUUGCAACUGCAACCCAUGCUGUUGCAACCCAAACUCUCUUUGUAGUCUAUUAUAAGCCAAGGACGAGCCAGUUCAUUAUCGGCUUAAAUAAGUAUCUGGAGGCCGUCAACAACAAAUUUUCCGUUGGCAUGAGAUUCAAGAUGAGGUUUGAGGGGGAGGAUGCUCCUGAGAGAAGGUUUUCGGGCACAAUAAUUGGUCUGGAAGAUAUAUCUUCUCAUUGGUCACAUUCAAAAUGGCGGUCGCUUAAAGUUCAUUGGGAUGAGUCUGCAUCAGUUCCAAGGCCUGAUAGGGUAUCUCCUUGGGAGAUAGAACCUGUUGUGGCUUCUAUACCUGCAAGUGUUCCUCAACCAUCUGCAGUGAAGAACAAAAGGCCUCGACCAGCUGCUGAAAUUCCAGCCAUCGAUGCUACAAGUUCAACUGCACCAGCUCUCUGGAAUUCUGGGUUGACGCAGUCUCAUGACAUGUCACCACCGAGUGUUGCUACUGAAGGCAAAAGAAGUGAAAACCAUGCUCUAUGGCAUCAUCAACAGGCAGACGUGAUCAGCAAUAACAACUCUAUCUCAAGGACUCAGACUGAUGGGGGAUGGCUAUCUCAGACAGGUGGUUCUAAGCUUAUGUUUCAGGAUGCAAUGGACGAUACUAAAAUUUUUUCUGCUUGCCCUGUUUUCUCUGGAUAUUCAACUCCAAACUCAUCAAAGCUGAAAAAUGACUCAAUGUGUGACCAUGUUGAAAAUGGGAAGAAAACUGAGACAGCCACUAGUUGCCGAAUUUUUGGUAUAGAGUUUAUUAAUCAUUCUGCAAGGUCCCCAUCUAUGGAGAAGACACCUCUACAACCAAUCAAUGCAUCUACUGGAACCACUGAAGGACGUGUUAGUAACUCGUUGGCAGCUGAGUCAGACCAGAAAUCUGACGUUUCAAAGGCUUCUAAAGAAAGCAAACCUGGACAGUUGCAAGUAUCCUCGAAAGAGACACAGACCAAGCAGAGUUCCUCCACAUCCACCAGAAGUCGCACCAAGGUUCAAAUGCAGGGGAUGGCUGUUGGCCGAGCAGUGGACUUGACAAUAUUGGAAGGAUAUGACCAGCUUAUAGAUGAACUGGAGGAGAUGUUUGAUAUCAAGGGACAGAUUCACCCCGGUAACAUGUGGCAGAUUGUCUUUACUGAUAAUGAAGGAGACAUGAUGCUUAUGGGUGACGACCCGUGGGCGGAAUUCUGUGACAUGGUGAAGAGAAUCUUCAUAUGUUCAAGUCAGGACGUGAAGAAAAUUAGUGCAGGGUGCAAACUUCCAUCGUCUUCACUAGAAGUUGAAGGAACCGUAACAAGCUCGGACUAA